Molecule: messenger RNA, 7094 nt
Organism: Salvelinus namaycush (lake trout)
Lineage: Eukaryota; Metazoa; Chordata; Actinopteri; Salmoniformes; Salmonidae
Exons: 4
Coding region: 641-3115 (824 amino acids)
Source: RefSeq, a predicted model, not a curated record
AGUUUUUUGGACGAAAAUGAAAACGUGUCAAUUUGUCAAUCUCACGAGUCUGGAGCAAUACCAAAUUCAACUACAUAAGACAUUGGCUCGAAUUUAGUUUAUGCCUUCAGAUUUAGAGAAAACUAACAAAUUAAGAGAUAAUUGUUCACUUCUCAAACCAAAGGGCUGGUCUGUUUUGCAAGUGUUCCCGGAUGUCGCACGUCUGGGUUUAGAAACUCUCUGCGUAAAUGUUACAUUCUGGUGCAUACCGCUUUUUACUAGCUAGCUGACGAAGUUUUCAGAAAUAUUUCUCAAAAGAUAUGGGAAGUCUUUUUUUUGUCUCGAAUUUCAUUCAAACAUAAUGGAGGCCAAGGGAUUUGCAGUAGUCCACCACCAGUAAAGGUACAGCGUUAGCUAGCCUUUCAGGUUAGGUCAACUAACUAGCUAGCUAACGCAGCUGCAAACUGCACUAGCCUAACCUAGCUUGCUAGCUAGCGAAAGAACAGGUAACUAGGUAUAUAGCAAAUGUUAGCUGGAUCUCCAAAUACGAUGUACGCGUUUGCAGCCACUUAGCUAACUUAUAUUUGGCAAAUGAUAAUAGCUAGGUAUCAAGUUAGCUUGCUCACAUCAGUUUUAUGGUCCCUGUAUUCAUUGAUGCAAAAUGGAUGUUGUCGUUAAACUAGAGGAAGAUGAGAGGGAGCUAUCCCAAACAAUAAUUUGGUCUGAUUCGAUUAAUGCCUGGAUAGAUUACCCAAGUUCUCCAUUGUCGAGAAACACAGUAAUAGGUUCCCAUGUGGGUUUACUGAAAGAGCUUACAUAUGUACCUACCAUAAGUCCCCAAACAACAAGUCAAGGGCAGAUUUUACGUAUUUUUCCUGAAAAGACCGGAGCACGUGAUGGGGAGAACAGGGCUGUCAAAAUGGUUUAUUUCUGUAAAGACCAAGAUACCAUCAGCACAUCUGAAAGGCAUUUGAUCAAAGAGAAGUCAUGGUGUGCAACACUAUCCAGUGAUAUUCUCAAAUCAAGCUCAAAUCUCAAAGCUCAAAUCAACCCAACUUCACAGGAGUUUAGCCUAAACCAAAAACAGACCCCGACCAAUAAUGAAUUGCCUGUAGACAAUGUUAAUAUCCCAAGUCAUAGUACUGCCAUUCCUUCUGUACUAACCUCACCUGCAACAGAAAGCGGCUGUCAUUUAGCUGUAUCUACUAGGCUUAUUCUUCCAGAAUAUUGUGAGCCAGUGAACUUCACCUCUGAUGAAGACGAAGACUACAAUGUCACUUUAAGACAAAGACUACAGUGCAAAAAAAGGGUAGAUAAAUAUAUACAGCAGUGUCGUGGCUGUUACUCAAGACCUAACCUAAGAAAGUUUGGAAAAUGUUGGAAAGAUCCAUACGCCAAGUGCAAGGAAAUAGGAAUAGAUUUCCACGUUGGAUCUGGAGCGACGCAGAAACUUGAUUUGCAUUUAAUGACAAUUGGUGUCAUGAUUGAGGUGUCUGAAUAUGCUAAAGAGAUUAAUAGAGCUCACAAGCAUGUUAUCUUUGAUAUUCUAGAGUACAAUUUUGAUCUUGGUGUAGAAAAUGAAAAACGAUAUCACUUUUCAAACAAGAUAGAAAGAAAAAUAAAAGAAAUGCUGAAAAUGUACCCCAAGAGAACACCUGAUUGGUUAACAGAAGUGUUUGAACUUCCUGAUCCAAAGACAAUGAAAGUAUUGGAAUACUCUCUUAAAUGGGCACGGUCUCAUUUGCAUAACAGCGUGUCAGAAAAUCCGACACCUUUUGACAUCUGCAUAAAGGAGGAGCCUGUUGUGGACCUGAUAGCUCCUCUGCAUGUGACGACUGAGAGCUUCUCUACUGAGACAGAUGUAACACAAUGUGCUGAUGAGACCGCAAUCCUUGACCCUGAAAAUGGACCUAAUGAUAUCUGCACGAGGGAUGAGUCGGGGACCAUCACCACUCAGACAGACAUGACAAUGGAUCAAUCCUUCAUGAUGCCCACAGUAGAAGAAGCAUUGAGGGAACUCUACCCAAUCUGUAAGGAAAAAGGACUUGACCUUGAUGUGAAAUCAAAAUUUGGGAAAAUUGAGAAACUUGACUUGCAUCUAUUGACCAGAGACGUAAUGGUUGAAUUGGCUGAUUUUGCCUCAAAAGUGUGUGGAAAUUGGAAGCAGAUGGUCUGUGAUGUUGUUGAGUAUAAUUUUGAUCUGGAUUUACAAAGUGGGAAAACUGAGCAGGCUGAAGAUAUCAUGAAUAGGUUAAGAGCAGUUUUACAACGCAAGGCAGGUUUAAAUGGUCAAUGGAGAUUUGAACUUGAAAAGGAAGCAUUUUUCUUGAAAAAGUCACGCAAACGCAAGAAUCAUACAGAGAUGUCCAGUAACCAGGUAACUACAGCAUCAUUUGUGCCGAAAUAUCAAAUGAAAGAAGUGUCAAAUAGGAGGAGAUUGGAUUUAAUGAGAAAGAAAAAAGAAAUGGACACGUGCGUAACCAGGGAGACGGAGGGAGUCCAUUUUGAAGUCAGACCAGUAGAAUCUCAUUGUGUCAAGAAGCAGAGAAUCUCUGAAGAGACUGACCUUGCACUUUGUACUGAUGAAACAAAGCAAAUUGUUGUUACCAACUUGGACCAAUCAAAUGUGACGUCUAACACCAAAAAAGGGGUCAAAGAGCGCUACUCACUCUGUGAGGAAAUAGGUCUGGACCUUGAUGUUGCAUUCAAACCCUCUAAAAAGAAACUGGAAUUUCAGUUACUGACAAACGGUGUAAUAUUUGAGGUGUAUAAAUAUGCAAAAAGGGCAGCAGAGUCUAAGAAAGCAAAAGGAUGGGGGUAUAUUCUCUAUGAUAUUCUAGAAUACAAUUUUGAUCUUAGUUUGCAAAAUCAGAUACGCAAUCAAUUUCAAUUACGUAUUUCCCAUAAAGUGCGAAGAACGGUUCAGAAACACAAACAUGGGCAAAAACCGGAAAGCAAACAAAUCUCCAAAGAUUUGUUCAUAAUACCGAGUGUGAUUCAGAAAAGCAAAAAAAAAAGUGCUUUCAGAUUAUUUUCCCAAACAAAAUACGGAACAAGAUGCAAGACUGGUAACCUAUAUCCUCAUCAUGGUAAAGACACUAUCGCUAUGGAGACGGUUGAAAAAAAUCUACACUGAUGAGGCAGCACUGCUUGGCCGGGAUAAUGGACCAGCUGACAUCUGCAAUAAAGGAGGAGUCAGAUCUUCACUCUGAGGUCAAAGUGGUUUAUUUCUGUGAAGACCAAGAUACCGUCAGCACAUCUGAAGAACACUUGAUCAAAGAUGGAUCGACACCCAGUAAUAUUCAGCCAGAAAAUGUAUUCAGCCUCCCACAGUCACCACUACCAACUGCAGAAAGGGAUUCUUUUGAAAGUCAAGUCAACGCAACUUCACAGAUGUAACCAGAAGGUCACUACAGCUUCACUUGAGCCAAAAUACCAAAGACUGAAAGGAGAAACAGAAAAGAGGAGAUUUAAUGAGGAAGAAGAGUUAAGUUGACAUGUUUAUAGCCAAGAAGACCAAUGAAAUGUAAUUCUAUAAAGUCAGACAAGUAGAACCUCAUUGUGACGAGACAGAGAGCAUCUCUGAUGUUUCAUCCCAGUAGAACCUCAUUGUGACGAGACAGAGAGCAUCUCUGAUGUUUCAUCCCGGUAGAACCUCAUUGUGACGAGACAGAGAGCAUCUCUGAUGUUUCAUCCCAGUAGCACCUCAUUGUGACGAGACAGAGAGUAUCUCUGAUGUUUCAUCCCGGUAGAACCUCAUUGUGACGAGACAGAGAGCAUCUCUGAUGUUUCAUCCCAGUAGAACCUCAUUGUGACGAGACAGAGAGUAUCUCUGAUGUUUCAUCCCAGUAGCACCUCAUUGUGACGAGACAGAGAGUGUCUGAUGUUUCAUCCCAGUAGCACCUCAUUGUGACGAGACAGAGAGCGUCUCUGAUGUUUCAUCCCAGGAAAGGAAAAGCAGUUCCUUUACUUCAAGAAAAUUCUGACCAAGAUCUCAGGGGACAAAAAACAACAGAUGCAAGAUGGAAAUCUCAUCUCGGCCAGGAAAAAGAAUGGAAGAAAAAAACAAUGACCUUCUGACCUGGAAAAGGAGUCGGAGGACAGUGAAAAAGACAGUGUUGAAAUCAGAGCAGAAAGCAGAGAGAACAGAGUUUUGCCUAAAGGUAGAAGGGCUGUUGAGCAGGUGUGGUAGAGAGAAACACACUGAAGCAGUGGAGGAGCUGAAGUCUGGACAGGAUGUAGCCUAACUGUGGAAAAAUUACAAACUAGCUGAUGCACACAUUACAAAUGACAACAGUUGCAACAAGCUUACUCUGCAUCAAUUGGUCUAUUUGUGCUGCUUGGCCUCCUCGUCUCAGCUGUAGGGUGGAUAGCUCUCUCAAUGCUACAGUGAUCCAAAGGAAUGUGAACGGUUCCUAAUGGAAGACUCAUUUCCUGUCUCCCUGAAGUCAAUAGACUCACAUUCUAUUACUCACUGAGUCAACAAGCCUACCGGAUAUUCAACUCCUUCAUUGUAUUCAUUAGGGACAUUGUAGCACAACAUGCAAAUGGUGUACCAAUUAGUAGCCUAGUCUUUUUAGUAUUCAGGGAAAUAAUUGGAAACAUAUAUAUUGUUUGAUUGAUUUGGAUUAAGGGUUUAGUCUUUGAUUUGGAUUAAGGGUUUAGUCUUUGAUUUGGAUUAAGGGUUUAGUCUUUGAUUUGGAUUAAGGGUUUAGUCUUUGAUUUGGAUUAGUGGAUUGUGUGGAUUCCCUUGGCCUCCUGUUGGUUAUCUCUUGAUGUCUGGUCUUGCUGUAAAGAGACUGAAUACAGUAUGAUUAUUGCUAGACUUCAUUUGUCUUCACCGUUGAACGACGUAUCAAUUGACAAGUCAAACUCCACUACUUUUACAAGCCUCUAUAGAAGAACCUCUGAUCAUUUUUUGUUCGAUAUAAGAAAGCAAACAAGGAUAUAUAUUUUUUUUAAUUAAGACUUUUGCAUUGGUGAAAGAACCUACUAUGAUGGAGCAUGUUUUUCUUUUAGAAAAUAUAUUUGGAACUUUUUCGGGGGGGGGGUUUCUAGCGAGAUUAAGAAGACCGUACAUCAAGACUUGGUUUACUGCAACCAAUACUUCCUGUUUUGAACAUGAAGUUAUUCUACCAUCAACUGUGAAGUGGAAGUGUUUUGUUUGUUUUGAAGAGGACACUUCCGCUAACAUUCUUAGCUGUUUCUCUGACACCUGUGAGCCUCGGAUUAAAAGGUUAUGUGAUGUGUGUUUCCAGUCCUUAAAGCAGCGUGGUCUUAUCCCUUCUCUACUGUUUCAACUCGUCACAAAUGAAAACAUCUCAUCGCCAAAGUGGUGAAGAAGGAGGUCAUCUACAGUAUGACAGGAGCUGUGGCUUGUUCCUUCCAGAAGACUUGAGGAUGCAACUUCUCAGUCGUGAUGACGAGGUGGCCUCUGCUGGUGAUGACGAGGUGGCCUCUCUGCCGGUGACGACGAGGUGGCCUCUCUGCCGGUGACGACGAGGUGGCCUCUCUGCCGGUGACGACGAGGUGGCCUCUCUGCCGGUGACGACGAGGUGGCCUCUCUGCCGGUGACGACGAGGAGGCCUCUCUGCCGGUGACGACGAGGUGGCCUCUCUGCCGGUGACGACGAGGUGGCCUCUGCCGGUGACGACGAGGUGGCCACUGCCGGUGACGACGAGGUGGCCUCUCUGCCGGUGACGACGAGGUGGCCUCUCUGCCGGUGACGACGAGGUGGCCUCUCUGCCGGUGACGACGAGGUGGCAUCUCUGCCGGUGACGACGAGGUGGCAUCUCUGCCGGUGACGACGAGGUGGCAUCUCUACCGGUGAUGACAAGGUAGCCUCUCUGCCGGUGAUGACGAGGUGGCAUCUCUACCGGUGACGACGAGGUGGCCUCUCUGCCGGUGACGACGAGGUGGCCUCUCUGCCGGUGACGACGAGGUGGCCUCUCUGCCGGUGACGACGAGGUGGCCUCUCUGCCGGUGACGACGAGGAGGCCUCUCUGCCGGUGACGACGAGGUGGCCUCUCUGCCGGUGACGACGAGGUGGCCUCUGCCGGUGACGACGAGGUGGCCACUGCCGGUGACGACGAGGUGGCCUCUCUGCCGGUGACGACGAGGUGGCCUCUCUGCCGGUGACGACGAGGUGGCCUCUCUGCCGGUGACGACGAGGUGGCCUCUCUGCCGGUGACGACGAGGUGGCCUCUCUGCCGGUGACGACGAGGUGGCCUCUCUGCCGGUGACGACGAGGUGGCAUCUCUACCGGUGAUGACGAAGCCUCUCUGCCGGUGACGACGAGGUGGCAUCUCUACCGGUGACGACGAGGUGGCCUCUCUGCCGGUGAUGACGAGGUGGCCUCUCUGCCGGUGAUGACGAGGUGGCCUCUCUGCCGGUGAUGACGAGGUGGCCUCUCUGCCGGUGAUGACGAGGUGGCCUCUCUGCCGAUCCUCUAUUUCCAUACAAGAGGGACAAGAAGUCUGACUCCAUCCUCAACCUGUGGACCUGCUCUGAGGAUGUUGGACACCUUCAGCCACACUGAUUUCCUGUCAGACCGGUUGUCUUUGAACUCCAUGCCAUGUGACUGACUAACCUGAACAUUUACUACCACAGGAAUACAAUGUUCAUCAGACUCCCCACACGGUGGACAGACUACUCUCUAUCUGGUUGUGAGGUCACAGGAAAUAGACUGAUCUGUUCAUGAGGGACUGUAAGUUGUUGUAACAGAAUAAUACAGGCCAGCUCGUCUUCGUGUCUCUUCUGUUAGGCCUUCUGACACGUUGGUCUCUGUCAGUCUUUGUUCGGUGCUUCAGUUGUCAUCAUGGUGGAGGCAGAAUUCUAAUCCUGAUAGAUUAUAGUUGUAAAGACUUCAGGAUGUAGCCAGGACAUUGAUGUCCACUCUGUAGAUGACAUAAAAGUCCUGGGAGAGGGACCGCGCUUUCAGGAGAAGGAUAACAGGACCUUGUCCAGAGACAACCCCCAGCCCUUAACCUCCAAGGCACUUGUGUACAGGGAGUUUAAUACAUUAUUUGAUACAAUCAGGGAAUUUGACAUACAGUAUGGAUUACGUUUUGAAUAUUCAAUGAUCAUUAAAUGUAUUUUUGUAAUUUUUUUCCACA